CGUGAGUGCGGGCCGGCGGGGAGCGGGGACACCCCCCCCCCCCCCCCCGCGGGGCGUCCGGCCCCGCCGCCGGACCGGCGGGCGGGCGGACGGAGCCGCGCAGCGGAGGGGAGCGGGCAGGCGCGGGGGGAGUGGUUAGCGGUUCCGCCGCGACACCCCCAGCACCCCCCCCCCGCCCCGUUAAGCCGCCCCUCUCCAAAUAAAUCAGCACCAUGACUACUUCUGGGCAUGGAACAAAGAGGAUGCUCUCCCGGGGCCCCGCGCUGCUUCUGGCGCCGCUGCUGCUCCUGUGCCGAGUGGUGGAGAGCCGAGGAGGGAUCAUGGACAGCAUACAGAGAUUUUCAAACCUGCCAACGUAUCUCCCUGCAAGCUAUCACAUCUGCAAUGCUGAUAUUUUCUUCUUCCUCAAAGAAGCCAACCAGGAUAUCAUGAGGAACUCCAGUUUGCAGUCCAGGGUGGAUUCAUUCUUUAUAUACAAAGCCAAACUGCCACCUGUCCUAAAUGCCACAUAUGGACCCUUUUCUGUUGAGCAGGCUGUUCCCUUGGACCUCAUGCUGACUUCUGCAUCUCUUGGUUUCACAAAUAAAUUCACUUUUAAUUGGAAAUUAAAAUCUCACAUAAUCGACAACUCAAUCUAUUCCAACAAACCUAAAAUACAAACCUUGUUCUAUAUCGCGGGGAAGGACUGGGAUGACUAUAAUUCUGCGGAGAGGUUGCCUUGUGUGAAGAUGUUUGCUUUCCUGGAGUCUAGAGAAGUUGUGGCCAGCUGUAGAUUGACAGGUCAUCUAGGAUUAUGUGUUGCGGAGCUGGAAUUAUCUCCUAGCUGGUUCAGCUCCCCUCCACCCCUGGUCUCAGAGGAAACAGCCUCCGUGGAAGGGAUUACUGUGGAGCUCUUCUAUAAGAUUUAUCCACCAGAUGGGGAAUGUUCUCCAGAGGAUGCAAAAUGGGAAAACAAUAUCCAUGCAGGUCAAGAUAAUGAACACAAGGCUUUGUCAGCUAUGGAGAGGAUUGGUAGCAUCAUUGUUUACCCAAAUCAAGACAAAUUAAAACAGUCUUCCCUGAGGCUAGAUGAAAAUGUCGUUAUUCGCUUACCCCUCAACCCGGUCAGAGAAGGUGAUAUUGUGACCUUUCAUGUUUCCCUGGCUGAUGACUCUCUAGCAGACCAGUUUGUAUUAAGAAUUAGGACAGCCCCAGGUGUGAAGAUCAUGGACAUCAGAGUCAGUGAUGCAGACCAAUGGGGGGUUCAAGAAGAGACGGACAGUGCAAGGACCACUGCCACGAUCACAUGUGUGCACAACGACCCAAAUGCAGAGAACAGAGCAAACAUGUCCUCCUACGAGAUCCUGCAGAUGGACUUUGAGAUCGACAACACUAGCAGCCUGGCAGGGGCCCAGCAAAUUACCUGGCAGGUGGAAUACCCUCGAGAUGACUCCGUGAGCGAACUGGUGGUCUCCGAGAUCUUUGUCAGCCAAACAAUGUUUGUGGGAAUUGUUCCUCUUGCGAUGGACACGGAAGUCCUUAACACGGCCAUUCUGACAGGCAAAACGGUGUCUGUUCCAGUCAAGGUUGUUGCCGUGCAGGAGGAUGGGUCCGUGGUCGAUGUUUCAGACUCCACUGAGUGCAAAUCAGCUGAUGAAGACGUCAUAAAGGUUUCUGACAGAUGUGACUCCAUCUUCGUUAAUGGCAAGGAAAUGAAAAGCAAAGUGGAUACUAUUGUUAACUUCACUUAUCAGCAUUUUACCACCCAAUUAGAAGUGACGGUCUGGGUUCCAAGGCUCCCACUGCAGAUAGAGAUCUCUGAUACAGAGCUUAGCCAGAUCAAAGGCUGGAGGAUACCCGUCACGGCCAAUAAAAGGCCUACCCGUGACAGUGAGGAUGAAGAGGAUGAUGAGAAAAAAGGAAAAGGUUGUACCCUCCAGUAUCAGCAUGCCAUGGUGCGAGUCCUCACACAGUUUGUAGCUGAAUCCUCUGAGUUUGGAGGCCACCUGACCUAUAUGCUAGGCUCUGAGUGGCAGUUUGACAUCACUGACCUUGUGACUGAUUUCAUGAAGGUAGAAGAACCCAAGAUUGCUAAGCUUCAAGAUGGCCGAGUUCUGGUUGGUCGUGAGCAUGGCAUCACCACGGUCCAGGUUCUGUCACCUCUUUCCGAUUCCAUCUUGGCAGAGAAGACGGUGAUAGUUCUAGAUGACCGUGUAACCAUUACAGAUCUAGGAGUACAACUAGUUUCAGGCUUGUCCCUCUCCUUACAAAUCAGCAAAGGAAAUAAGAGAGCUAUCGUUUCUACCACCUCUGCAUAUGAUAUCCUUCAUACUCCAAAACAGGAAGCCAUAGUCAGUGCUUGGAUUUUGUUCAGCGAUGGGUCAGUGACGCCAUUAGAUAUCUAUGAUUCCAAGGACUUCUCGAUCACCAUCACUUCACUGGAUGAGAUGGUAGUGUCUGCGCACCAAAACCUUCAGUCCAAAUGGCCUGGGAUAGUGGCAGAAGGGGAUGGGCAAGGACCUCUGAUUAAAAUUGAAAUGGUCAUCAGUGAGCCAUGUCAGAAGACUAAGCGGAAGAGCAUUCUCGCUGUUGGGAAAGGAAGUGUCAAAGUGAAGUUUGGUCAAAAAGAUUCUGACCAAAAAGGAACCACUAAUGACAUUGAUGAUAUGGAUAGAGAUUUUAAAAGCCAUGCAAGCAAUUCUAUAGAGAAACCUGCAGAACAAGAGAGGACAGCACAAGAAUGGUCCAAAAACCAUGAGGACACGUCCAGUCAUGAGGACAAUGCAAACAAAAGCACAACUUUCAUAUCUCCUAUUGAUCAGGACUCCCUGGAGGAUGGCCAGCUCCAAAAUAACCCAACUGCCUUCACAGGUUUCCCAGCGCAAGUAGAAAUACCAGGAGAAAACAAUCCCAGUGAUCUCACAUUGACUUCAAGAGGAUUAACAGAUUUGGAGAUUGGCAUGUAUGCCCUGCUGUGUGUUUUCUGCUUAGCAAUCUUGGUCUUUUUGAUUAACUGCGUGGCAUUUGCUUGGAAGUACAGGCAUAAAAGGUUUGCUGUGAGUGAGCAAGGCAACAUCCCCCACUCCCAUGAUUGGGUCUGGCUUGGAAAUGAGGUUGAACUGCUGGAAAACCCAGUUGACAUUUCGCUCCCGUCAGAGGACUGCACUACCAUGAUUGACAGAGGAAUGCAGUUUGAAGAAAGCAACUUUCUCCUUAAUGGGAGUUCUCAGAAGACUCUUCAUAAUCAUAUCCUCAGAUCUUCUGAGUACCUUUGUGAAAAAGAAGUUAAAAGUGAACCUAUAAAUCCUUCUGGGCCAAAGCAGAAGCGAGUAAAGUUCACUUCAUACACAACAAUACUGCCGGAGGAUGGGGGCCCCUACACCAACUCAAUUCUAUUUGACAGUGAUGAUAAUAUUAAAUGGGUAUGCCAAGAUAUGAAUCUUGGUGAUUCCAAGGAACUUAGGGACUAUAUGGAAAGACUGCAAGACAAUAUGUAAAACUACUUUCUUAUGUUUGUAAUCACCUUUAUGCCUUCUGUUUAUGGAUGGUGGAGCAGUCAGUCCAGUCAGCAAUAGGAACGAGACAGUCCAACCUUGGAGUUACUGAGAUGAUAACCUGAUAUCACUGAGCAGGUACAAGAGGCUGGCUGAGUUAAACCUGUUUCACCACAAACCAGGAUGUGCCCCUAAAACAGCUACCUGUAGGUGUUGGAGGUGUCACACAUGAUGGCUGUUUUUGUAUACUGCCUGGUACUAGCAAAAUGCUAAUACAACUACGCUCAGACUCAGAGGAGACUUCAUUUGUUUGUCAUCUCAUGAUAAAUGGUAAAUCAGAAAACAAAGGGAUAUUUGUUUGCAUUGAUUUUUCUAGUCGUCGUCCUUUGUAUAAAGCACAGUGGACAUUUCUUGCUUACAGCCUGAAAUGAGGCUUACAUUAAAAGGGAUCUGAAUGAAUCUAAUUUUAUUGCCUAUGUGCAAUGCAGCCAAGUAGUCUUAUUAUUUUUUACAGAUAUAAAAACCCCCAUGUGGUUAAUUUCUUCUCCUGUUGUUUAUGAAUUUUAUUUGACUUAGGGACCAUUAAAUAUUUUCUUUAAGGUUUUUUUUUUUUUUUGGUUGUACCAAAGUGUAGUACAGUCAUAUUUAUAAUGAUUUAGGUUUUCUAUUCAUCUGCAUCAGCCCCUAGAGAUACCUCCUUCAUCACUGAUUAUCUUUCUCCUUUCCACAUGGGUAUGUGGGUCAUUAGUAUUUGAAAACAUAGGAAGGUAUUAGGACUCUUACUGGGAAAGGGUUGUAUCUUCUUACAGGGAACUGUAAAUACAAUAAUAAACCCUGGAAAAUAAAAAUCAAGGAGUAGCCCUGGGUUUGCUUUUGUCAUUGCUAAUAAGAAAAAGUAACCUGCAACAAAACAGCACAUUACUUCAAGGGAAAAUGCUUUGCUGAAACAGCAGCUUGGUUGACAAUACAUAUUGUUAUCAGAAUGAGAAAGUCAAAUGUGGUAUUGAAAUGCAUAGAAUAGGAAGGAAAUUUCCUAGCAAAUAAGCAAAAGCUUGGAGUGACUGUUACUCUGUACUAAUUAAUACACUGAUGGUAGAGCUUAGCAGGACAAAGAAGUCCAUGCUCAAUGGCUAAUGCCCCAGACCUUGUCUAAAACAUCUCUGACCAUAAGGCCGUUAAAGAGAAAAACUUUACACCAUGUUUCAUUAUAAAAAGAAGAAGGAAAGAAAAGACACACUGGGCACAUUAUGAAGUGACUAUUCCCAAUUUUAACAAGAAAAACGUGCUGGAAAUUCAAAGCUGCCAUUUCAUAUGCAUUACAUGUAUUUUUUUACUGAAGGAUGACUGAAAUAAGUUGAAAAUUACAGUUAGAAAAAAACUGAAUCUAUGUAAUACUUAACAAAACCAAUAAAGCACAUGUUCUUGUGAUGGAUCCUGUGCAAUAAACACAAGAUCCAAGUUACAACUGCCUUACAUACUGUAGUUCCCAUCUUUUAGGUAGAUCAAGAUAGGAUUUGAAUUUUAUAAUUCAGUUCUGAUAUUAGAACAGACCAGACAACCCUAACUAUGGGAAAUCCUGCAUUUGGAUCCUAAUCCACAAUGGGGAACAUGUUUAAUAUAACUACUGCAAAAUAUGAGAAUUUUAAUGGUGAGACUAGAAAGUGAGGACACUAGGCUUAUAUAAGUAAGUGAUGAGAGACUUAUGUUUGCUGGCACUGAACUGCAUAGUGAGGGGAUGGCAUCUGUUAUAAUCUAAUUUUAAGUAGAGAAAAUAAUAGAGCACAGAGAUGCUUCUAUUUCAUAACGGAUGCAGCACUUGUGCGUCAAAUGAAAUCUUGGGUUGUUUAACAAAUGUUCUCUCCUCUUUAAAUGAUCCAGACCUCGUAAGGAAAUAUUAAUUCCUACUAUGAUCCUUAUUACUAACAACAUAAAAAUCCCUUUUUUAGAAUUUAACAUCUCUUCCCAACAUGUUAUUUUGUAUGUGGCCCAACCAUAAAGCAAGCGUAUUGUUUGCACAAUAGUAAAGAGUAUAAAUGAACCACAAAUAAAUUUAGUCUUGAAAUCUGAGGAAACAACUUGCUGAUGGCAGUUGCAGAGCGCAAACAGCACAGCUGUUUUCAUGAGUGCAGUUUACCAGUGCAACUAUGAUCUCACAGCAGUGGACUGGACUCCAUGACCCAUUUCUUCAUGAUGGCCCCAGUUCUGCUAAGUACACCAGCAGAUGCUGAACUCCAUCCCUAGUCAGUGCCACGUAAGCACACCGAGUGCCAAGGGACUUACAGGUGUGCUUAGCUGCUCUUCCGACUCAUUCGUAGGUAACGGAAGGCAACAGCUUUAUUUACUUGUUCAGGAAAUUUCCCUUCAAGGGCUAUGACUUGAAAGGCUGAGGAUCACUAAGUGGGGGCUCACCACUGUCAUACUGGUGUGUCCUUGAACUUGUGCCUGAGGCCUAAUCCCUGGUUGUCUGUAGUACUUACAAGUGGCUGCAUACUAGCGUGUGGGGUAAGGACAGCCCUACCUGCAGUGUGGUCACUGCUAGAAGCCACCAAAGGAGACCUCAGGCCUUUUCAGCACGCACUUGCCACAUGGCUUGCAAACCCCUGUGCUUUCAGAUGUUGCUGCUGAAGACAGUUACAAAUGCAGGGUUCCAGGGCUGUUAGUGUUGGACCAGAAAUACUUCCAUUCUGGUGUUUGACUGAGCAUGUAUCUAAAAUACACUCUGGAGUAGACUGUGACAUGUAACUAGGGCCUGUGUUCUAUUUACCAUAGGUGAAGUCCUGGCUCGCUACGGCAUCUGUCAGUGUGGUCGUGAAGUUCUUCAAUGAAGUUCUUAGGUGGCUCAGUGGCUGAAUGUGGGGCUUCGUUAGAGUCAUGACUUUUGCAGUCAUAGGCAUCAUACUAUCCCAAAGUUAAAUUACAAAUACAGUGCAUUAGAAAGCAGUACAGCCACUACUGGUGAUCAGUUAAACAACAGAACUGGAUACAGCUGUCCAGAAAAAGCCCCCCCCCCCCCCCAAUCUGGCAAUGGGGGAAAUAAAUCUACAACUGCAGAUUCAUAUAACCUUUUUUUUUUUUUUUUUUUUUUUACAUCACAUGUUACAUGAAAAUUCUUACGUGGAAAAAUGGCAAUACAAAAAACGAAAUGGGAAGAGAGAAUUCUAUUCACAGUAAAACUGGGAUAACACCAAUAAAAUGGAGUUAUUCUGGAUUUAUGCUGGGUUAAGCACUUAUGCUAAUUCUCAUAAAAUCGAAAGGGAAAUAAUUUAGAUUAAUAUAUUUGAUGCAAAAUACAGUUCUGAGUUGAUCAGUCCUUUUUAAAUGAAAUACCUCAAAUUUUAGUUUCAAAAUGAUGACAUACUUUAAAUGUAAGUAAAUUUAAUUUAGAAUUAUUUAAAAAAACCCCACAAUUUUCUGAUUCACCUAAUUUUUUUUAAACGACUCUUUUAAAGUCUUUUAUUCAUGGAAUAAAUAAUAUCUCACUUUUUGCUGUUAAAUGAACAGCAUUUAUACAUUGAUAAAAGAGUCUCCGCUUUUGAGAUUACAAAGCAAAGGUAACCAAAUGAUCAAAAGACACAAUAUGUAUGUAUGUAUGUAUGUAUGCAGGAAACUAGAAUUGUGUAAAAAAGAAAAUGGAAACUAUACUGACAGAUUAAUUAGAAUUAUGCUUUAGUAGGUGCCCAGGAAAGCAACACCUGUAAUUUGAUACUGAACAAACAGCAUAUCUUAUUUAUGGCAUGUAUAGAGAAGACAUUGUGAGCGAGUUUCUUUGCCUGCUAUCAAGGAAAGACAGUAUGUAUUAUCAAUACAUCUACCAGGAGACACCUAGGAAAAAUUCUGUAAGCAGAGUGGAUUAAUGGAACAUGGGGAGUUUGUGAACUUUAAAAAUAAAGGUCUGAUACCAGACCCUCAACUCUUACAAUCAGAGCUGAGUGAUUUAUGGCAGCUGAACACUGGCAUACAGAGAACAGAGAAGCAAGAGCUAGUAGUUUUUAUCUCUGCAGAACUUUUUAUUUCAUUUGGCCGUCACACACAGGCUAGCUCCAUGUGCCCUGUCUACGCCUUCUUUCUCAUUUAAGUAAGAAUUUAGGAAACCAGUGCCCUGCUCUCCUCUUGAUGUAGAACCACAUAGAUUAAUGUUUUGAGCUGCUGUUUCUUAAUUCAUAUUGGGGAAUGUACAAGAAAAUCUUACAGCCAUACGACACAGUACAAACAGUCCAUUAUAUAAUGGAAAAAUCCCUGUAUUUCAAGGUAGAGUACCCUAUGAAUAAAAUACCAAUUUUUCAUAGCGGAUAUGCUGUUUUCUGAAAUAGAAAUCGUGUGCACUACAUUGAAAUACACUAUAGUGUAUUGUGAAAUGCAUACAUUAAUUGCUGAAUCUAUAACACUGAAUAUGUAUAUACAUCACACCCAAGAUAUUUAUACAAUAUAAUAAGUCUUAGAUGUAUAACAUAAUGAAUUGUGUACAAAAUAAACUGUAAGUUAAGACAAUGAAA
Molecule: messenger RNA, 7966 nt
Organism: Aquila chrysaetos chrysaetos
Lineage: Eukaryota; Metazoa; Chordata; Aves; Accipitriformes; Accipitridae
Gene: TMEM132B
Product: transmembrane protein 132B
Exons: 9
Coding region: 213-3476 (1087 amino acids)
Source: RefSeq, a predicted model, not a curated record